Ctenopharyngodon idella (grass carp) is the source of this 2398-nucleotide messenger RNA. RefSeq lists its product as uncharacterized. Gene Ontology annotation, biological process: monocarboxylic acid transport; transmembrane transport. Bases 475 to 1890 code for a protein of 471 amino acids. The transcript is spliced from 7 exons. Lineage: Eukaryota; Metazoa; Chordata; Actinopteri; Cypriniformes; Xenocyprididae. Gene Ontology annotation, molecular function: monocarboxylic acid transmembrane transporter activity. The record is from RefSeq and is a predicted model, not a curated record.
CAAUGUAAAAACAUAGAGUUCAACUGGUCUUAACUAUUCAGAGGUUUAAUACUUAUCUAUCCUGUUCAUCCACAUCAUCUAAUUGGUUUCAUGUAGUGUGUCUUCACAUUUUCAUCCUAUCAGAGGGAUCCUGAACAUAAAGACCCCAUUAUGAUGAACGAUCCUCGGCUCAGCUAAUGCUAACCUUCUGUUUAACACCUUGCGGGUCACAGCACCCAAACAGAGAUUAAUCUGAAAGUUAUUUCACCCCUGCUGUGAUAUCCAGUCCAGAGAUCAUCCAAGCGAGGACCUGUGAAGCUCGGCCACAGCAGUUGUGCAUCUCCUUCGGCACAAAGAGAGAAGAAUUCUGCAGUAAUGCUAUACGCAUUGUCACUGAAGAUGAGCCAUGCAGAACUUGGAAAUGGAAAUGAGGAGUCUUUUCAGCCAACAGAUAUUAUGAGAGAUGGCAAAUGAUGAACUUCUUCUGAGCUUCCAAUGGAACUACAAAGGAAGAGAAGAAUAGUUCGGCCUGCAGGUCCCCCGGAUGGAGGCUAUGGCUGGUUCAUUGUGCUUUCCACCUUCCUUGUCUUUGGGUUGACAUUUGGUGUAAUCAAGUCCUUUGGUGUGUUCUUCGUAGAAAUACACCACUACUUUGCAACCACAGCGACUGCAAGCUCAUGGAUCACAUCCAUCUCUGUGGCAACAGUACAUUUUGGGGCCCCCGUAGGCUCUGCAUUGAGCACGUACUUCGGCCAUCGGCCAGUGGUCAUGGCGGGGGGUCUGCUGAGCAGCAUUGGGAUGGUGGCCGGGUCAUAUGCCCAGGAUCUGCUACAGCUGUACAUCACUGUGGGGUUCCUUACAGGAUUUGGCUAUGCCCUGACCUGGACCCCUACUGUCACCAUGCUGGGCUGGUACUUUGAAAAGCGACGGCCAGUGGCCAACGCUCUGGCUAGCACAGGAGAGUGCCUCCUCACCUUUGUCCUGACUCCAUCCUUCCAGUUCAUGGUGGAUCAGUAUUCCUGGAGGGGAGCGAUGUUGAUCCUGGGAGCUCUGCAGCUCAACUUGUGUUUGUGCGGAGCUCUUCUGAGACCACUCAACAGACAUGUUCCUUCUAAAGAACUGGUAGAGGAGAAAGAUCAUGAGCUGGAACUGUUAUCUCAAUCUCACACAGACUCGCACAGAAGUUCAAAAAACAGGUCAGACUCAAAAAAAUCAGAUCAACUGAAGGUCAAAAUCAUAACUUACGUGGACUACACGCUUAUCGCUGACGCUCGCUUCAUGGUCUACUCAAUGUUUGGUGUCUUUGCUGCUCUUGGCUUCUUCGCUCCAUCUCUCUUUCUGGUACCAUACGCCCGCAGUCAAGGAGUGGAGGAGUACCAGGCAGCCGCUCUCAUGUCCAUCUCUGCGUUGCUGGACCUGUUUGGCCGGGUGCUCUUCGGGUGGGUGGCUAAUCUGCGGCUGGUAAAGACAGUCCAUCAGCUGAUUGUCACAGUGAUUUUGUUGGGCAUUGUUCUGUUGCUCUGCCCACUAGCAACCACAUUCACCCAGCUGGCGCUGUUCAGUGCGGGUUACGGACUUGUGUUCGGCGCGACCGUGGCCAUUCACAUCACAGUACUCGCGGAAGUGGUGGGGGUGGAGAGGCUCGGGAGCGCUCUGGGUUUCUUCAUGCUCAUCCGCAGCAGUGGUGGCCUUCUUGGACCACCUUUGGCAGGAAUCUUCAUAGACAAAAUGAAUGACUAUGGUGCUGGUUUCCUGAUGGCGGGCGUGGCUCUUCUCGUCUCCGCCUUGUUUUUGCUUGUGUUACAUCAGAUGAACAAAAAAGGGAUGGAAAUGGGAAAAGAUAUCCACUUGGAGAACAGGAAAGGUUCCAAAGAUCUGAAAAACAAGAAUUCCAAUUUUGGAAAAAGUUAGUAAGAGGAGGCUUUAGCGUAAUGUGCAUUUAGGGGUCGCAUACAGCUGACAUUUAUUUUGCAGUGUCAUGUUACUGUGGACAAAUAUGAUGCAUUCAAGUUUCACCACACAUGCAGUAGUUAUGAUUAGAGAUGACUGUCAUAAGUGAUAGGUGUAGACUGAUAACAUGGCCUCAUGGUGCUGACAUGCAUUGUCGAAACUCUCACUCUUAAUGACGCUGAGUGAACAGACCUUUCUCACCUAAAUGAAACAUUCUGGGAAGUCUUCUAAUGUAGUCCUAUAAUGAUGCCAUUGUAAGCAAUAUUUCAUUAGAUCUAUUGCUCCAGUAAGUGUGGAAAAUGGACAGUGCCUUAAUGGACUAAUGGAAGCUGACUCAUGGUUUAGCUACAGCCAAAGAUGAUCACAUGCAGUCAAAAAUAAUAUCUGGAAUUUCUUUUGUAUAACAAUAUGAAGAAUGUAUUUUGGUCUGUUUGCCUAAAAUUACACAAAUUAAAAUUUGGGAUUGAAA